Molecule: messenger RNA, 1677 nt
Organism: Arabidopsis thaliana (thale cress)
Lineage: Eukaryota; Viridiplantae; Streptophyta; Magnoliopsida; Brassicales; Brassicaceae
Product: Protein kinase superfamily protein
Exons: 2
Coding region: 416-1552 (378 amino acids)
Biological process (GO): cell surface receptor signaling pathway; response to temperature stimulus
Molecular function (GO): protein kinase activity; ATP binding
Source: RefSeq, marked reviewed
GUCUCAAUGUGUUUGAGUUCUUGCUGCUACCUGUCUUUGUAUUUUUCUAUCAAGAACUCAGAUGUCAAAUAUUGAGAUCAUUUUCUUGAUUGAUUUCGUUCUCGGAUAGUGGAUAAGCCAAAUAGAUAGUAACUUUGCCUCCAGUGUGAACACAUUUAGUCUCAUGUUGGUGCUCCUCAAAGUCAACACAUUUCUUUAGCCGACUACAUUACUCGCUUUGGUUAGUGGACCAUACCCACUUUUUAGAGUAAACUAUAUUCAAUUUUGAUAUGGCUUCCUUCCUUCUCUUAUUCUGCAGCAUUCAUGGUGUUUUCGCUUCUGAGCUGUUGAGAGUGGAUUAAUGGAGUUCCUCUGAGGAGUUUACACACAUUAAAUCUGGUGCUCUUAAGGAUAAAUCUUGUAGAGAGUCUUUACGAUGGAUUGGUUGAGAACAAAAAGAAUCAGAGCCAAGAAAAGGAAGAGGAAUGUCAAAGAGAAUGGCGAGGUUGUUCUAAAAGAGCUCAUUGAAUGUUGUGAUGGAAAAUGCAAUCCUAUCAAGAACUUCUCUUACGACCAGAUCAUCAAAGCAACAAAUAACUUCUGCCAAAGUAACCGUGCUUCUCGGAUUGAUGUUUAUUACCGUUGCUAUAAAGGCAUGCUUGAUGACCGGCCAGUGCUCAUCAAGAAAGGGAAAUACACACUUGAUAUGAAAGAGAUUUGUCGCGACAUAGCUAUCUCAUCGAUGGUUAGUGGUCAUAAGAACUUCCUCAAACUAUUGGGAUGUUGUCUUGAGUUCACUCCUCCUGUCUUAGUUUUUGAGUAUGCAGAGGUUAUAACUCUUGGUCCAUUGCUUACAUCUCAUCCGGGAUAUCUGAGGAGGAUAAAGAUAGCAAGAGAGGUCGCAAAUGCUUUGACUUACCUUCACACAGCAUUCUCAAGAGUUUUCAUCCAUUCGAAUCUAGAUCCUUUCACCAUUUUCUUAGAUGGAAAUGGGGUCGCAAAGCUCGGGAAUUUCUGCAACUGUAUCACAAUUCCAGAAGGAGAGACAUUUGUUCAUGAUGAUACAUUACAGAAAUACCAUGAGUUGAGGCAUAAUACAUUAAAGGGGACACAUGGGCUUGGUGUAUGUAACUUACCGGUCAUUGAUCCCGACUACAAAUCAACCGGUAAAGUCACGACAAAGACUGAUAUGCACAGCUUUGGAGGAUUCAUGCUAGCUCUUGUGCAGAUAAGGGAAGUUGAUGAUGAGCUAUCUCUAUCUUCGGAUAUGCUGAGAGCAUUAGCUGACUUGUUCAUCAAACCUUAUGAUGAUGUUCGCUAUGUUCACUUCCCGCUUCACCAUCAUGUUUCUAAGAUACUGAGGAAGUUUGGGUAUGCAGAGGUUGUAGAUUCAGAUAUGAGCGAGGUAGCUGCUUGGCCAAUUAAAGCCUUUCUUAGAUUAGCGUUGAGAUGCAUUGGAUGCAAGUUGGGAGACCCGUUGAGUAGCAUGAUUCAAGUGACGAAAGAGCUCAGGCUGAUUGAGAAAUCUGCAUAUUAUCCAUCAAACAACAGAUCACAGAUGAGCUCCAUAUGACAGGAUUCUUUUUGUAGUCAAACAUUAAACCAGGAAUGUUAUUAUAGUAGCUUCAGUCUGAAACAUUAACAUUCAGAUUUUUCCCAAUAGAAAAAGCAAAAUGUUCACAGAUUUGCUUCUGUUAC